UGAAGAACUGAUGCUUUCGAAUUGUGUUGCUGGAGAAGACUCUGUUCUAACAGAAAAUAAACUGUUUUUAAAUGUAUUAUAAUGGAAAAUUUCAAACAGGCACAAAAGUGGAUGGAGUAGUAUAAUAAAUACCCAUGACCCGUCAAUUAGUCUCAGCAAUUUUUAACACAAAGCCAAUCUCAAGUAGAUCAUUCUUCUGUCUUCUCUCCAUUUUUUUUUUAUAUGGUAGGUUCUAAAACAGCUUUUUAAACCUUGAAAUUGAUGCUCAUUUUAUAAAACACAGCCUUGCCAACUUUGUUAUUACUUUAAAAAUUGCUUGAGGUAAUUAUUUCCAGUUUUUUAAUAUGAAUUUUCAUAUUGGAAAAGACCCUGAUGCUGGGAAAGAUUGAAGGCAAGAAGAGAGUGGAUGACAGAGGAUGAGAUGGUUGGACGGCAUCACCAACUCAAUGGACAUGAGUUUGAGCAGAUGCUUAGCAAUAGUCGAGUUACAUUUUCCUUAUGGCUAAUCCACUGCUGUAACACGUAUAGCAUUUCUGGUUUUGAGCACUGAAUGUGUUUGCAUUAUAGUUGGGUUUAGAGUGUGUGGCCAUUAUGUGUGGUUCAGAAUUCUGAGUAGUCCUUUCUGGGAUCACCCGAAAGCUGAGACAAAGCAUGAGCCCUUCACGUGGACUGUGCUGUGCAUCAGGAAGAUAAUACGAGCCACCUACACAAUCUAAAAUUUCCUAAAACCCAUCGGGCUACUUGACAUCCUUCUUUCACUGUGAGUCUUGAAAUCUUCUGUGUGAUUUCCACAUCUAGUGUUGCACCAGCCUGUCUCACGUGCCCAGGGGCGGCACGAGGCGAGUGACUGCCAUGGCCGACAGCACAGAGCUGCCAGGUUGAUUCGAGUGACUCGGAAACUUGGCCCGUUUGACUUGUUUUACCCCAUGAGGAAGUGAAGUGGGCGUAGAGGAAUGAAUGUGAGGAAUGCCCAGGAAUGCAGGGCCAGCUGAUUCUAAACCUGGAAACCCUGAGAGCCGAAGUGGACCAGACGAGACUGCGAGGGGCUCCCUUCCACCACAGGUGCAGACCCCAAAGGAGCAGGACUGGGAGCACACGCAGCAAGCCAGCGUGCUGGCCGACGUGGCCCAGGCGUUCAAGAGUGACGUGGGCAUGUCUGACGGUGAGGGCGACAGGGUCACCCUCUUCAGCUUGGCCACUCAACUGUCACCCAGCGGGCAGGCCGAUGCCAAGACUCUGACUGUGUUGCUUCAGGAGCAGCUGGACGCCAUCAACGAAGAGAUCUGGUUGAUCGAAGAAGAGAAGGAGAACACGGAGCAGCGGGCCGAGGAGACUGAGAGCAGGGAGGGCAGGGGGAGCUUAGGCAGCCUCCGUCGUUUUAAAUCAGUGAGCUCCCUCAACCUGCUUCCCACCUCCUCGCAUGCUGGCUCCUGCCCGCCCCUGCCCAAGCCCAGAAGGAGGCAGCAGAGCCUGGCGCAGGAGGGAGACCAGCUGGGCAUCAUGACUCUGGGUGAUACAAGAUCAUCUCUUAGUGAAGACCAGGGGGUGCUUUAUGGAAACCACUGUGAGCGAAUGACACUCGAACUGCCUCUGCCAGCUUUACGGGAAGAGGUAGGAGAUGACAAGACCGCCAUCAAAUGUGAAACCUCGACCCCCGCCUCGCCGCAGUCCCUUCGGCUGAGCCGCCUGCAUACGGGGGCGCUGCACACAGCCACCCACGAGGACCUCAGGGACGCCCACAACUCGACAGGCUCUCAGGACAACCCCGGGAACAACCCCAGCAGCAGCACCAGCAGGCAGGACUCGCUGCACAAAGCCCCAAAGAAAAAGGGCAUCAAUCAAGUCCUCCAUCAGCUGCUUGUUUCGCAAGAAGGAAAAGGGCCGGCUGAACACCCCAACAAGGAGGCAUUAGGACCAGAUAACUUUCUUGAACAUCAGAUCAUGGAAGAUAGAAAUAAUGUUACUGAAUUUAUCCUCUUAGAACUUUCUAUGGACAAGAAAGUCCAGAUCCUCUGCUUUUUAUUUUUCUUAUUCUGUUACCUGGCUAUUUGGUUGGGGAAUUUGAUCAUUGUGAUUUCUAUUACAUGCAGUCAGCUAAUCACCCAGCCCAUGUACUUCUUCCUUAACUGCCUUGCACUCUCAGAUCUCUUCUACACCUCCACUGUGACACCCAAACUCAUGACUGACUUACUGAUGGAGAAAAAGGCCAUUUCCUAUAAAAACUGCAUGACACAGCUUUUCACCACCCACUUCUUUGGAGGGGGGAAUGAGGUCUUCACCCUCACAGGGAUGGCCUGUGACUGCUAUGUGGUCAUCAGCAAACCUCUCCACGACGCCAUCACCAUGAACAGGCAAAAACGUCACUCAAUUCUCAUAGCGUCGUGUGCAGGGGGACUUCUUCAUUCUCUUGGUCUCUUUCUUCUUGCGAUUGUUUUACCUUUCUGUGGCCCCAGUGAAAUAGACCACUAUUUCUGUGAUGCAUAUCUUUUGUUGAAACUAGCCUGCACUGAUACACACAAAAUUGGCUUUUUUGUCAUUGCCAAUUCUGGCUUGAUGGGACUGGUGCUCUUUGUGGUUUUGAUGGCCUCCUACAUUUUGAUUCUGUAUAAUGUGUGCACAUAUUCUGCAGAAAGCCACCAUAAAGCACUUUCCACCUGUAGUUCCCACAUCACAGUCGUGAUCCUCUUUUUCACACCUGUCAUCUUUGUUUACAUUAGACCUGCCACAACAUUACCAGAGGAUAAAGUGUUUAUGCUCUUCUACACAAUUAUUGUCCCCAUGCUCAACCCGCUUAUCUACACACUUAGAAACAUGGAGAUGAAAAAUUCCAUAAGAAGAGUUUGGUGCAAUAAAAGGUUCUGGGAAAGGAGCUUAAUGAUCUGAAGGUCAUUCAUCUCUGACGCCAGUGACUGUCUUCUCAUCACUCCCUCUGUUGCUGAGUCUCUCCUGCUAAUGGGAACAUCAGGCAGAAUGUGUAAAAGCCAAGCCUCCAACAACAGCUUGCCUUCAGUGGUUCCUUCUUUAUUUUCCUCUCAAUGCGUUUUCCUUGAUUUCACUUUUCACUAAUAAUCCCCUUUGUUUAAAAAAAAAGAAAAGGAAACUUUUUACAGAGUAAAAACACACUGAAAAAUCUGGAGGGAGAGUGAUCCUGCCUGUAUUGAAGGCUAAACCUGGGGGAGACUUCGCUCUCAAAAUACUUGGCCUCAAGGUAUAAAAGGUAAUAAUAUGUUACAAGGUAAAAGACAGUUAAAGAAUCCACCUGCUAAUGCAGGAGACACAUGUUCAAUCCUUGGGCCAGGAAGAUCCUCUGGAGAAGGAAAUGGCUACCCACUCCAGUGUUUUUGCCUGGGAAAUCCCAUGGAGAGAGGAAUCUGGUGGGCUACAGCCCAUGGGGAUGCAAAACAGCUGGACAUGAUUCAGCGACUAAACAAAAACAAAAAGGCAGUUAUAGGAAAAUAAGAACAAUCACAUACUGCAAACUCCUUUCAGAACUAUAUACCUAGCCUCGUAUCCUACAACUCUAGAUUUCUUUUAAUCAAGUACCUAGAGAUUUUUUUGUGUGUAUUUGUGAACUGCUAUUAUUUUACUUAAGUGAAAAGAAUAUAUAGAUCUAAAUACAACAUAGUGUAAAGUCCAGCCUUAUAGUCGACAUGGCAAGUCUUACAGUCUGAAAAGCAAGUCACUGUGUGAUCUGUUUGUGAAGUAACAUUGUAAGUAUUGGGGGAAAUAUAUGUGUAUGUGUGUAUGUAUAUAUAUAUAUAUAUAUAUAUAUAUAUAUAUACACAAACUCAUGCUAUUUGAACUGGGUUUGACAUUAAGUAUACAUGAUCAAGGAAUAAAUAAACUACAACUGACUUUGCUACAAAAAAGAAGAAAAUAUAAAUCCUUUAGUUCCUCAAAACAGAUGAUUUAUCUCAAAGUAAAAGACUUUCACUUACUAUCUAAAUUCAAGUGUAGAAUAAUCCUAAAAUAAUAUUUGACAAAAUAUAGAUCAGACUCAGUGAUGGGAAUAUAUAUAUAUAUAUAUA
Molecule: messenger RNA, 4028 nt
Organism: Bubalus bubalis (water buffalo)
Lineage: Eukaryota; Metazoa; Chordata; Mammalia; Artiodactyla; Bovidae
Biological process (GO): G protein-coupled receptor signaling pathway
Cellular component (GO): membrane
Molecular function (GO): G protein-coupled receptor activity; olfactory receptor activity
Source: RefSeq, a predicted model, not a curated record